AUGGACUCGGUGCCACUAAAUCGAAAUCUGAUUGGUUAAAGCAACCGCUUCAUUCCUGUGUAUUUUACACUACCAGGUGUCCAGCAAUGAGGCGACUGCUGAAUUAUUGUUGAAUAGAGACUCCAACAUAAACAGACAGAGAAAUGAUAUGAUAUAAAACUGAAAUCAGUGAUUCUGAUAGUUUAGGCCAGCAAAAAAGGUGUUGGAGGCUUGCAGCCAACCACAGUUCUUUAAACCUACCUGCCUUCAGCUACUACAGAAAUGAUGACAAGAAUGUAGUAGUACGAAAGUACGAGCCUUCAAUAAUUCAAUAACUGAGCAUUCUACACUAAGCAUUUUACAAUCAAAACUGCUCUCAGUGAACCAGUCACCAUAAUACACACUGCUAUUAUUGUUUAACUGUGCAAUAUUAAUAACAACAAAGUAUCUUAAACAACACGUGCAAUAACAAAGUUAAAAAAAAAACGUGCAAUAUUACCUGCAAUACGUGCGUCACAAUAUAUAUAUUAUUGUAUAUAUUAUUGUAUACAUUAUAUAUACUAUUGUCAGGCAUACAUUAGCCCAUGUUUAUUGAUUUGUGACUGUAGAAAUAUACACCUUAUGAACAAAAGUAUGUGGACACCUGACCAUAAGGUUUGUACGUGUUUUCUGAAUGUCACGUUUCCCAUUUGCUGUUUUUUCAUAACCUUUAAUCUUCUGAGAAGAUGUUCCACUAGAUUUUGGUGGAGAUUUGUGCUCAUUCAGACACAAGGGUGUUAGUAAAAUCAGGCACUGAUGUAGGUGAGGUGAGAAGGCCUGGGCUGCAGUCAGCGUUUAGUUUCACCCUAAAGGUGUUUAAUAGAGUUAGGUUACUCAAGACCUUCACAGAAAUGUUUCUUUCCAAACCAAUUAUCCAUCUUUAGUGUCCUCCACCCAGCCUCAACCUUAUUGAACACCUCUGGAGUGAACUGGAAACCUGAAUGCACCCCAAACCCUUUUGCAUGACAUCAGAUCACAACCUAAUUGACGCUCUUGCGGGAGACCCGAGCAGAAAUUCCUCUGACACUCCAAAAAUCUAGUGGAAAGAUUUGCAGAAGAGUGGAGGUUAUAAUAACACUAUGAUGGGGUUACUAACUUUAGAAUGGGAUCUUCAUUAUUCAUAUAUAAAUAUGACGACCGGGUGUCUACAUACUUUUGGCCAUACCGUGUAUUAUGGUACUUUUGAGAGUGAAGUUGAAUUUGGGACGAAUUUAGGAAGUUUAUGUGCUUGAGGAGGGUGAGGGUGCAUGCAAAAGUGUAUUAGUUUUAAAUAAUUGAAAAUAGGGUUUCAUGUAAGAAUUUCACGAUUUGAUUUUAUUCCGAUUUAUAAUAUAUUUAUUAUUUUUUUUGCUUAAAAAGUAAAUAAAUCUUAUUUACACUUCAGAAGAGUACCCCUGCGGGGUGUAAAUACACCAAACCAGGGUUCACUACUACGGUCGAGCGGGUUGUGAUGUCACGUGACACCACCGAAAGUUCAUUGUGGAGAGAGACACGUGACCUCACACAACUACACUGAGUGUUAUUUUGCCACCCGCAUGCGGACAAAUCCCGCCUUGUGCUUUAUGACGCCUUGUGCUUUAUGAUUGGUUUAUGCUCGUAAGCCGCAUGCUGAUUGGUUAAGAUCAAAAUGCAGACGAAUCACCUGCGCAUUAGACGGGUUAGUUCCAGCCAAUCACAGUGAGGUAGGCGGGAUUUUGAGGAAUACGGGCGCGGAACGAAAUAACGCCCGAGCUGGAGGAGGCCUGCUGGUGUUUUCAGUAGGGAAAGAGGGAAAGAAACAUGGCGGCUAUGUGCGACCCGGAGCGGGACACCGGCCAUUCCGCCCGAGCUUUCUUCCGUUAAUCGAGUCCGCCGCUCUGUCGGACUUUCGGGGACAAUUUGAUGGUCAGACUGGCUCAGAGUUUAUGGACAAUUGCGUGCUUUUGUGGCAUUUUUUAAAUGAUUAUACUCGUGGCGCGAAAAGACGCCUGUAAAUACAGAGAAAACAAUAAAAUAAAAAGAUUAUAGUAACAAGACAUCCAGCUGCAGGAAGAAUGAGAGGGAGGAGAGGUAAGCCGGCGGCUCGGGGAUUACAGCCGGGGAAGGAAGCUGCAGUGACGCCGCGGGGCGGUCGAGGCGCCCGUGGAAGAGGCAGGGGACGAGGCAGAGGGAAGGGACUGUGGACAGCGGAUUGUGAGGGGGAUGAAAACUACCAGCCACCGAAGAGGGGGAGACGGAGAGGAAGCUCGCUGCCGAGGGCCAGAGGAGGCAGAGGAAGCAGGGGUAGAAGAGGAGCUGGUGGUAGAGGAGGAAGAGGAAAAACAUUAAGCAAAAUAAUUUACGAUGACCACGACAGCAGCUACGAUGAGGAAGACGCCGUGAGUCUGCAGUACGACGACGAGGAGGAGGAGGACGACUUUCUCCGCCGAUCUGAAGAUGAUGCGGACUACGAAGCAGAACGCGAUGAGGAAGAAGAGGAUCUGGAGGAUGAAAAUGAGAGCGGUGGUGGAGAUGAUGGCUCCGACUAUGUGGUGGGAUUGCCGGAGGAGGACGACGCGAGUGGCGGCGGCAGCACCUGCGGAGACACUCCGGGCCGCAAAAGAACUCGUGUGCAUCGCCCACUUGCCCCCGUCUUCGAGGAGAAGGAUGUCCCCCCUCUGGAGCUCCCUAAAUCAUCAGACGAUAUUCUGGUGCCAGCAAUGCACGUCCUUACCGCAGCCUCCAUCUAUGAGGUGCUGCGAAACUUCAGCACAGUGUUGCGGCUCUCUCCAUUUCACUUCGAGGACUUCUGUGCAGCUCUGUCGGGACAGGAUCAGUGCACGCUGCUGGCAGAGACACACGUUUCGCUAAUGAAAGCCAUCCUGCGCGAGGAGGACACGUCUAACACGAGCUUCGGCCCUGCAGAUCUGAAGGACAGCGUGAACUCGACGCUUUAUUUCAUGGACGGGAUGACGUGGCCCGAGGUGGUGCGGGCCUACUGCGAGAGUGACCCCGAGUUCCAGCAUGUCCUGAGCAUCCAGAACCAAGACGACUUCCCCUACGAGCCUCUUGAGAGCAAGCUGAAAGUCCUGCAGUUCCUCGUGGAUCAGUACUUGGCAACUAACGUGGCACGGGAGGAGCUGAUGUCAGAGGGCGUGGUCACCUACGACGAUCACUGUCGUGUGUGCCAUCACCUCGGGGACCUGCUAUGCUGCGAGACCUGUUCUGCUGUCUAUCACCUGGAGUGUGUGAAGCCGCCACUACUCCAGGUGCCCGAAGAGGAGUGGCAGUGCGAGGUGUGUGUAGCUCACCAGGUACCAGGAGUGGGUGACAGCAUUCCAGAGAGCCAGAAGUCUCGUCCCUACAUCAGACACGAGCCGAUCGGAUUUGACCGCCACCGAAGGAAAUACUGGUUCCUGAACCGAAGGAUCAUAGUUGAGGAGGAUGGUGAGCACAAAAACAAGAUGAUUUGGUAUUAUAGUACCAAAGUGCAGCUGGCGGAGCUAUUAGACGUGCUGGAUGAGACCUACUGGGAGAAACAGCUGUGCACCACGCUGGAGGAACUGCGAGACGAGAUCCAUACACACAUGGACAUCACAGAGGAACUCACCAACAAAGCCAGAGGCAAUAACAAGUCUUACCUGACUGCAGCUAAUGAGGAUAUUCUGGAGCGUGUGAGAGCCAAGCAGGAGCAGGAAAUGGAGCAGCUGAAGAGGAAAGCUGCAGAAGAGCUUCAGAAAUCCAGAAGAGAGGAAUCGCAGGAGCAGCUAUCCAAAACUGAGCUAAUGGAGCCUGAGACCCCUGAAGACCAAUCCCUGCAGGACCAAACAGGCACGGAAAAGAACAACCCUGCAGCGUCCUGUGAUACAAAAUCCCCGGGUGCUUCUAUGUCAAACAUCUUCCAGCUGUCAGGGCCUUCUGAAACUUCACCUGAUCUCAGUGCUUCACCAGAGCUGGCUAAGAUGGCAGAUACGUCCUCCAGUUCAGGCACCAAUCUCGAGGAUGGGUCUCUGUCCCCACAGACCGCUGACGAGAACAGUCGAGACGAUCCAGAUGCUGCGGAGAAAGUUUCCAACCAGGAUGAGAAAAGUGAAAUGAAGGAGAAAGGAAGCAGUGAGACUUCAACAGGAACGCAUGGGAUGUUGGCAGCCACACGCAUGGUGACACGCCUGCGCAACCCAGACAGCAUACUGAGUCAGCGGAAGAGCCAGCAGGUGGCAGCAGCGCUCCACGAGUCUUGUAAAGUGUUCAAGGACGGAAAAGAUGUUCCAGCAGUAAGCCAGCAAGCAGAAGCAACCCGUCUCAUCUCGCGCAGCACCAAAGACCCGGUCAUGAAGGGUUCCUUUGGUUCCCACUUCUGCCUGGGUCAGGAAGGCAAGUACCGUGUCUACCAGAACCAGUAUAGCACCAACACUCUGGCACUCAAUAAGCACCAGCACAGAGAGGACCAUGACAAACGGAGACAUCUGUCGCACAAGUUCUGCCUGACUCCUGCCGGAGAAUUCAAGUGGAACGGCUCAAUUUUUGGCUCCAGGAUGCUCACAAUGUGCACUCUAAGGCUCACUAUUAUCCAGCUGGAGAACAACAUCCCAGCACCAUUUCUACACCCCAACUGGGACUCGCACAGGGCAAACUGGAGCAAGGCUGUGCAGAUUUGUAACAAGGCUCGAGAAUUUGCUUUGGCUUUAGCCAUCCUGGAGUGUGCCAUCAAACCGGUGGCCAUGCUGCCUGUGUGGAAGGACUCAUUGGGGCACACACGAAUGCAUCGCAUGACGUCCCUUGAGCGGGAGGAGAAGGAGAAGGUGAGGAAAAGAGAGAAGAAGCUGGAGGAAGAAGAGACAAUGCAGCAGGCCACUUGGGUCAAAUACACCUUCCGUAUUAAACAUCAGGUUUGGAAACAGAAAGGAGAGGAGUACAGGGUGACUGGUUAUGGCGGCUGGUGCUGGAGCAGUAAGACUCGCGUCCAUCGAUUUGUUACAAGACUUCCCGGGAACACCAAAGCCAACUACCGUCAGGAAAUGGAGGCUGGCACGAGCGUCAAAAAUGCUGCAGAGUCUAACAUCGCAAAAAGUCCUGAAGUGUCUGAGAGCAGCAGUGGAGAGGAGAAGGGGAAAAGAACAGAUGAAGAUAAAGAAGACGACAUGAAGGACAAAGAUAUGGAAGUUGAAGCGAAAGCACAUGGCACUCAGCCGGAUGAUGGAAAAGGCAGAGGCCAUGCAGAGACAGAUGUUGCCAUUGUUAAGCAAGAAAACGAAGGACCUAAACCUUUCUUCUUUGACGUGGUCGACGUAAGCGAGGGUUUCCUGCUCCGCACGGCUUACAAGAAGAAGGUCAAUUCUUCCAAAUUGGAUGAGCUGCUCGAGCACCGGGUCAAGCAACAGUCCAUCGAGGAAAAACGGAAGAAUUCGGCUAUAUGUACCAACCCUAAGGUUGUUAUCCAGAGGCUCAAGUUUAAAAUGGAGCCACACGGAGCAGUAGCGUGCAUACAGCCUGAGGGUAAGUCAGAGGUCAAGAAGGAGAAUACGAGCACGCAGGAGAGAACCAAAGAGGGCGUUUUAUCGUUAGAGCCUUCUGUCAGUCAGGAAGCUGGGACAAAUGGUCCAACAGGUGAGUGUGUAGGGCAAGUAGAUCCUGGUGGAGGACAUAGCACCCCUUGUUUGAUCCAGUCUCAGUUUAGUGUUCAAAACACAACGCCCCUUUUGUCAGGUGACACUCAUAAGCAGUGUGUAAAUACGGAUAACACAAGCCAGAGUGAAAGUGUUUUCCCAUCCACUGGAGGCAGCAGUGAUCCAAAAUUCAUUAGUACAAUGAACCAUCAAACAAGUACAGAAACACCAGUGCAGGUGAAUAAUGUGACAUCAUUAGGGGAGAAUGUGGAUGGGUACAGGGAAAAGGAAAGUAAAGGAAGUUUAUUGCAAAUGAAUGGACAGGAUGUUAAGGAACCAGGUACCAAGGACACUCUGACCAAUAGUGUGGUGAACAAGGUGAUCGAUAGGAGGAUAGAGGACGAUAAGAAGGCUCUGUCGCUUAAGGAUCCUCUAAAACCUUUAGUAAAUGGAAGUGGGGAUCUGGAGAGAAUCAGCAUCACAGACUCCACAAGGAGAAACCCGGAGUAUCUUCCCCCACAAAAAUUACCCCGUCUUGGCGUCACAGCCGAGGAUCUGCCACUAUUUUCCCCUACCAUCCCGAAAUCAGACUCUGCUUUGGAUAGCAAAGAGAAGAAUAGCAUGGAAGCCAGUUUGAACAAGGAUGACGGUGUGUCCCAAACGACAAUCGUUCCCUCUCCAGUUCUUUCAGCGGAGGAAUCGAGCCUCAGCAACGAUUUUGUAGAAAGCAACUGCAGCAAGGGAUCUCACACAACAUUGGCGGUCACACAAGUUACCACCACCAUAACAACCAAUACUCAAUCUCAAACAAGUAGCAGUGGUACGGCGAAUGAGAGCAACACUGUUUCUCCACUUAUUACCACCACCAAUACCACGGUGAAACAGGAACCGAAAACCACCACUGCACCUUCAACGUCAGAAAGCUCAUCCCUGAUAUGCUCAAAGGCAGUAACCAGGGUGCAGUCCACACGAGAACGGGUGCAGCUCGUUUAUGUUUUUCGCACCAAGAAGGCGCGAUCUGAAACAGCUCUUCCAUCGUAUCGCAAGUUCGUCACCAAGAGCUGCAAAAAGAGCAUCUUCGUUCUUCCCAGCGAAGAGCUGAGGAAACUCGCACGCAAGGGGGGGUUUAGGGAAGUGUCGCUUUUCAGCUACACUGCCAAGCCAGCUCCAGACAUCUGGCCAUACCCGUCUCCCAGACCUACAUUCGGCAUCACUUGGAGGUAUCGACUUCAGACUGUAAAUUCAUUAGCAGGGAUGUGUCUGAUGUUACGACUUCUUUGGGCAUGUCUUCGCUGGGACGACAUGGCUGUAAAACCUUCUGCCAAUGCUGGGACUACACGCACAGAAACAUCUGAGACGGACAUCACCACCACAGAGAUCAUCAAGCGCAGAGACGUCGGCCCUUACGGUACCCGGUCUGAAUACUGCAUACGGAAGAUAAUCUGUCCUCUUGGGGUCCCUGAAACGCCUAGAGCAGAGACCUGCACACCGCAGAGGAAAGGCCUUCGCUCCAGUGCUCUGCGCCCCAAACGCCCUGAACCUGGCAAGCAGGAUGGCCCAAUCAUCAUCGAAAGCUGGGUACCUGAAGAAGAUCUUCAUUUGUGGGAAAUCCGAGCAUUUGCAGAGCGGGCGGAAAGGGAGAAAGCCCAGGCAGCAGAGCAGGCCAGGGUUAGCGCUCGGAGAAAAGCACUGGAGCUUCAGCAACAGAAACGUCAAGAACAAAAGGAACAAAAGCAACAAGCGGCUGCAGCCUCCACUCCCUCAGCCAUCCCUGGCACCCCCAGCACUCCCAAAACGGCAACAGGGUCCCUCACCAGCCAGGUCACACCUGGAACCAAAGUGGUCCUGGCCACCAAGAUGGGCACGCCACUGACAUUCCAGCAAAAUAAAAACUUCCAGCAAACAUUUGCUACCUGGGUCCAAGGUCAAGUGGCCAGCAGCACUGUCACCACCGUCUCCACAACCACGGGGCAAACCUUCCAGAUCGCAGGCAGUCCUGUGUCUGUGGCUGGCAAAGUCAUCCCAUUUCCCGCCAACAGCAAGAUCGUCACACUCAGUGUGCCCAACAUGCAAGGAGGUGUACAGCAGAAAGUUGUCGGAAUCAUUCCAUCCUGUACUACAGGCAGCCAGCAAACCAUCACUACACUGCAGCCCAACACAACUACAGUCAACAUUACAGCCAAGGCUCAGGGGACAGCUACACAACAGGUGAUUACAACCGGAGGACAGCUAAGGACAGGAAUGACUGUAUUACGAACGCCAACGCAGCAAGGAGCCGCUCUGGGGAAAAGCAUCCUCAGAACCCCGAUAGUGGUGCAGCAAGGUCAGGCUGGUAAGGUGUUGACCCAGAUCAUCCAGGGACAGCCUGGCAAUCAAGCGAGUGGCACACAGAUCCGAGGAACCACCACACAAACUGUAGCCAGCCCCCGGACAACCCAGGGUCCGAUCAAACUAACCCUCGCUCAACUUACCCAGCUCAGUCAGGGGACACAGAAGCUGCAGGGAGCAGCAGUGGAAAGCCAGCAGGGGAUAACAGUGAUGGUGCAGGGUCAGGGCCAGCAGGCAGGUCAGCUGCAGGUCAUCCCCGCUGGUGUGACCGUGAUCCCGACAGCUGGCCAGCAGCUCAUGCAGGCCGUCUUACCUAACGGCCAGGUGCAGCGUUUUCUGUUUACUCCCACUCCUGCUUCAACUUCCACUUCAGGUCAAACUCAGCCAGCUCUCAAGACAUGCACUCCCUCCCCCGCUCAGCCGGUACAGGCCGGAGCUUUUGCCCCCCGCACGCCACCGAUGACCAACAAGGCUCAAAUGCCAAUCCAGUCUCCCACCCCUUUACAGGCCAAAGCUACAGUGAACCAGAUAUCUGUAAAACAGGAGCCCGUGAGGCCCCAAGUGCAGCUCCAGCAGGGGGCCCAGGUUAUUACAGUGCCUGGGUUACAGUUGCCGCCGGAGCAGACGGUUAAACUCCAGUUGCCUGUACAGAUCCAGCAGCAGGCCAGCGCUGCAAGCCAGGUCGACGCAAAGCCCCAGCAGGUCCAGAACGUCGUGACGUUACAAACGGCUAGCGUGCAGGAGCAGCUACUUAGGAUCCAGCAGCUCCGUGAGCAGCAGCAGCAGAAAAAACGGCAACAGCAGGAGGCAAAGAGAGAGCAGCAGCAGCAGGCCAUCAGCCAGAGUGACCUUAUCCAAAAACAGGUGGUGAUGAAGCAGAAUGCAGUGAUUGAGCAGCUGAAACAGAAGAAGUUCAUGACGCCUGCAGAACGAGAGGAGAACCAGAGGAUGAUCGUGUGCAACCAGGUGAUGAAGUUCAUCCUGGACAAGAUCGACAAGGACGAGCGGCAGGCAGCGAAGAAGCGGAAACGAGAGGAGACGGUGGAGCAAAAACGCAGCAAGCAGAUGGCCAUUAAGCUCUCGGCCCUGCUCUUCAAACACAAAGAGCAGCUCAAAGCUGAGAUCCUGAAGAAAAGAGCGCUGCUGGACAGACAGCUGCAGCUGGAGGUGCAGGAGGAGCUGAGGCAAGAUUUGGAGAAGAUCUGUCAGGAAAGACAACAGACUGAAGCCGCUGCCCAGGUCACGAGCACGACCUCGCCAUCCCCUUACAAACGCAAAUACGAGGAGGAGAACGCGGCCAAAUCGAAGAAAAAGAAGAUGAUUACAACUACCUCACGGGAAACCAAGAAGGACACAAAGUUGUACUGCAUUUGCAAGACACCGUACGACGAGACCAAGUUUUACAUCGGAUGCGAUUUGUGCACGAACUGGUACCACGGUGACUGCGUGGGCAUCACCGAGAAGGAAGCAAAGAAGAUGGACGACUACAUCUGCGCAGAGUGUAAACAGGCGCAAGAGGGAACCACAGAUGAGCUCUACUGUAUCUGCAGAACUCCUUAUGAUGAAGCUCAGUUUUACAUCGGCUGCGACCGCUGUCAGAACUGGUACCAUGGGCGCUGUGUGGGCAUCCUGCAGAGCGAAGCCACUUAUAUAGACGAGUACGUCUGCCCUCAGUGCCAGUCCACCGAGGACGCCAUGACCGUCCUUACACCCCUCACAGAGAAAGACUACGAGGGACUAAGGCGGAUUCUCCGCUCUCUACAGGCUCACAAAAUGGCGUGGCCCUUCCUGGAGCCGGUGGAUCCCGAAGAUGCUCCUGAUUAUUAUCGAGUGAUUAAGGAGCCUAUGGACCUUUCGACGAUGGAGGAGCGUCUGCUGAAGCGUCACUACAGUAAGCUGACAGAAUACGUCGCAGACAUGACCAGGAUCUUCGAUAACUGUCGAUACUACAACCCCAGCGACUCGCCCUUCUAUCAGUGUGCAGAAGUGCUCGAGACUUUCUUCGUCCAGAAGCUUAAAGCCUUCAAAGCAAGCAGGUCUCAUAACAACAGAUUGCAGUCCACAACUUCCUAAACUACAUAACCCAUAAGCUCUUUGGUAACGCUGUAACCAGGAAGUUGGUUCUGCUAGGCGAAUUCCUGCUUGAAGGCAAAAUACACACUGCGACUGAGCUUGUGUUCUGAUAGAAAGUGAGAGUUUCAGUAAAUCAUGGGAAGAACAGAUGACGAUGGAGGAAGAACACCGUUCAAAAAGCAGGAUGUGAUGGAUGGAUAAACGUCUUUUCUAGCAGAGGAUGGUCACCUUAGGAUGUACCUAAGGACUACAUUGUGCUGAAGCCGGACUUUGUUCAUCAUGCAGUGUUCCAUUGUACCCUGAAAAAGGAUGAUUUCAUUUCUUGAAUAAUUUGUUUUCCUAAAUGCAUUCCAGGGAUGCUUCUUGAGGGUUAAGAGGUUCUGUAGAAAAACAAUCUAAUGGGGGUUUACUUGGUCUCUAUAUGCAGUACCCGAACAUUUAUUUCGUUUUUAUGUCGUUUUUGUAUCUUUAUUAAUUAAUAUUUAAAAGAAAUACAAAAUGACCAACUUGAAUAUGGCACAUGCUGUUCUUGGAAAUUCAAUAUACACUAUAUGGAAAAAGUUUGUCGACACUUGACCAUAAUACUCGUAUGUGCUUUUUAAACAUUCCACAUUUAGUCCUCAUUUGCUGGUAUAAUUACCUCCACUAGAUUUUGGAGUGUGGUUGCAGAGAUUUGUUCAUUUAGCCGCAAGAUUGUUAGUAAUGUCAGGUGCUGUUUAAGGGGAGGUGUCGAGGCCUGGGGUGCAGUCAGUGUUCCAGUGUUUCAGUAGGGUUUAGGCAAGAGCUCUAUAGGAGAUCUUCCACUGUAACCCGUGCAAACCAUAUCUUCAUGGAGCUUUGGAGGUUUGAGUCUCCUAAUUCAAAUGAAGAAAAUCCUAUGCAAUUGUGUACCUCUAACUUUGUGGUAACAGUUUGGGGAAGAACCACAUAUGCCUGGAAAAGUCAGGUGUCCCGAUACUUUUGUCCAUAUUGUGUAUAUGAAAAUAAUCAGUCAGAGUGGUAUGAUCUUCUAAUAUCACAUCCUGAAGUGUUUUAUUCCUUCUGCAUCUUGCCCAAAACUGACUGGAAUUUAGCUGAAUGUUGAUCAUGCUUGCCUUCAGUAACACCACUUAAGAUGAUUUUUUUUUUUUUUUUUUUUUUUUUUUUUUUUUGCAAAAUGAAAAAUCAUUGGUGUGGGUUGUAAGAAAACAUGCACAAUGCUGCUUUAAAUCUGUUCUAAGCCCCGCCCAGUGGGUACUUGGAUGGUGCCAACCUUAAGCAGGUAUCAAAAGCAUUCCGAAGCAUUAGUACUGGUUAUUGGGAAAAUACUGGUCCUUGGUGCAGUGGGGUUAAAAAAAAAAAAAAAUUCCAGUUAACUUUUUAUCUCUGCGUGUAGCAUCAAGUGCCUCAAGAAAUCUAGUCAACUCGAGCAUUUUAACAACUAGGUUGUAGUAACUAGUUUGCAUUUCAUGGAAGGUGGAAUUUUGUAUUAGUAAGCACAAGUCGUUCCCAAUUUUGCAGAUGAUAAUCAACACAAUUCUGUCUGUGUUGAGAGUUUAACAAGAUCCUGUUCGCUUUGCAAUGGGAUAUAUUUCCCAAGUUUGGAGUACAAUGGAACACAGCAUUAUUAUUUUUAUAUGUAGAUCAGGGGUAGUUAUUAUUGUCUUUUCAGUUCACCAUCACUGUCGACACGGACUCCUGCCCUGGACACGCCAGACAACAACCCAGAUGCAGUCUUUUUAAAAAAAGAAGAAAAAAAAAAAUCCAGUACAAACAAUGGGCCAGAAAAAAUGUAUAUACCUGUGUAUAAUUUUUUUUUAUAUAUAAAUGGUCUAUUUUUUAGGAAUUGUACUAUUUUUUGAGCGAAGCGAUUUACAUUGAGAAGGUCAUGCGGCUACAUGCGUAUGCACAUGUAACAUUCAGAACUGAAGCAGUUUUGACUGCUGAAAGGAAAGACAUUUUUGGAUGCCAUUUUUAUGACAUCCAAAAAUGCAAAGAUCUCACAGGCUCACAGGCUCACUGUGCUUUUCCUCCUUUUCUUCCUUACUGGUCUUACUGUGUCUAAAUGUGACUCACUGAGACUGUCUGUCUGUUUUCACUGCUGUUUCAUGUUCAUUUUUUACAGUCAUAUGGUGGAGCUUGUUUAUGGUGCACCAUACACGAGGCAUUCUUUUAAAAUUUAACGUUAAAGAAUUACUUAAGCAGGAAAUCAUUUCAGUCCCCUCCCCAGUUCCCUGAGUGUAGUAAAUCAGUGCAACAAGGCUAAAAUUGCUAACAAGUACACAGUCUACCUGAGGUAAAGUGUCAUGUGCUAUGAAAAUCAUUCUUCACUAACAUUACACUCAAAAAUGUGAGGAAUUUGAUAGUAUGAUCUACUUUAUUUUUUAAACACAAACAAACGUUCACCAUGUAGCGAAACGCUGAGGUGCCAUUUUGUGUUUCUAAUUACAUGUUUUGGUAUGUUAAGAAGUUCUGGUGCUAAUUCUUUGGUUUGUGGUGUAUUUUCAUUAGUCCCGUAAAAAACAAUUUAACAAUCGCAAACAUAAGAAUUCACUUUUACCUCCUAUUUUCAGCAGCACGUUGUGUUAUAUUUACCACUAAAUUCAAAAGAGAAUUAAGGCAGAAAAUAAGUCUUUUGUAUAAUAUUUUAGAGAUAGAUUGUGAUUUAGGGUAUGGAUUUUCUAUUAUACUAGUAAAUCAUACUACUAUAUACUACAGAUUUUACUACAAUUGAAUUCAACACUUUUCAUAAUGGACCCAGUCACAAAUAACUUUAUAGAAAUCAAUUGUAAAUCAUACAAAUUAUAUCUUACAAUUAAUUAAUUUAAAGUAAUUCAUUACUUUAACUUAUUUAUUUCUGAUCCAGUGUAUGGGAAAGAUUGAGUACUUGUUAAAAAAUUUUUUUUUUUAAUCUGAUAUUAGAUGUCUUGCCUGAUUGACUGCAUUUAAGGAAAAUUAAGAUACUUUUUUUUGUUUAAUUUUAAGCUUUUUUUAAUCCAUAUAUUUUUUAGAUUAAUUUAAUCUAUUUGAGUUUUAUUUACCCAAACCUCUUCUCAGGCAUAAAAGAUUUUUAUAAAAUGAUGACAAUCUUGACUCAUAAACCUGAAAAAGCAGGUGGAAUUUAAUGAACCUUCAAGUUUUGAACAGGGACACUU
Messenger RNA from Silurus meridionalis, 13117 nucleotides. RefSeq names its product nucleosome-remodeling factor subunit BPTF-like. The transcript has 34 exons. The record is from RefSeq and is a predicted model, not a curated record. Gene Ontology annotation, cellular component: NURF complex. The coding region runs from base 2052 to 9983 and encodes 2643 amino acids. Lineage: Eukaryota; Metazoa; Chordata; Actinopteri; Siluriformes; Siluridae. Gene Ontology annotation, biological process: regulation of transcription by RNA polymerase II. Gene Ontology annotation, molecular function: zinc ion binding; RNA polymerase II cis-regulatory region sequence-specific DNA binding.